AACGGCCCGACAUGGAAGGAUCUAGCGGCUCCAGCUUCGGGAUCGACACGAUCCUGUCCAACCCCAGGUCCGGCAGCCCCGGAGGGAUGAACAACGGCGGCGGCGGCGACUUUAGAGGCGCCCUCGGCGGAGAUUUCCCUUCCUCGCCUUGUUCGGAAAUAGACACAGUGGGCACGGCGCCUUCCUCGCCCAUCUCGGUGACGGCGGAGCCUCCCGAGCCGCAGCAGCCGCAGCCCGACGCCCUCCCGACGCCCCAGCACCCGCUCCACCUCCCGCAGCCCUCGCCUCAACAGCAGCAGCAGCAGCAGCCCUUAGGGCCGGGCGGGGGCUCGGCGCCCAGGACUUCCACCUCUUCCUUCCUCAUCAAAGACAUUCUGGGAGACAGCAAGCCCUUGGCGGCCUGCGCGCCUUACACCACCAGCGUCCCGUCCCCGCACCACACCCCCAAAGCCGAGGGCCACGCGGCCGGAGAGGGAUUCCGGCCCAAGCUCGAGCAGGACGGCGGCAAGCUGGACAAGCGGGACGAGGCCCAGAGCGAGCUCAAGUGCCACGGGGCGAAAGAAGAAGGCGACCGGGAGAUUUCCAGCAGCCGGGACAGCCCCCCAGUGAGAGCCAAGAAGCCCCGCAAAGCCCGCACCGCCUUCUCCGACCACCAGCUCAACCAGCUGGAGAGGAGCUUCGAGCGGCAGAAGUACCUGAGCGUCCAAGACCGCAUGGACCUGGCCGCCGCCCUCAACCUCACCGACACCCAGGUCAAAACCUGGUACCAGAAUCGCAGGACCAAGUGGAAGCGGCAGACGGCCGUGGGCCUGGAGCUGCUGGCCGAAGCGGGCAACUACUCGGCCCUGCAGCGGAUGUUCCCGUCGCCCUACUUCUACCACCCGAGCCUGUUGGGCAGCAUGGACAGCACCACGGCGGCUGCGGCGGCGGCGGCCAUGUACAGCAGCAUGUACCGGACUCCGCCAGCGCCCCACCCGCAGCUCCAGCGCCCCUUGGUGCCCCGCGUCCUCAUCCACGGCCUGGGGCCCGGCGGGCAGCCCGCCCUCAACCCCUUGGCCAACCCCCUCCCGGGGACCCCGCACCCGCGGUGAGGCCGACUCGGGAAACACCCCCACGCACCCACUGUUUACCCUCUCCAAGUCCACUUCCCUCCCUCGAAAAACCUCCCGAGAAAGCGAGGAGCCAACUUUGGGAACUCAAAAGCGCCCCCCCCCCUCCCGCCCGACUCUCCUUCUUCUUGAAAAAUGAUACUUUUGGGGGUUCAAAAGUGUCCCAGAAAAAGCGACGUGGGGUGGAAGAGGAGGAGAGAAAGAGCCAAAGACUCUUGAGUGACACAAAGAGAGAAGAGGUGCCCCCUUUCUUUUCUUUCUUUCUUCCUUUCUCUCCCCCGAAGAAGACGACGGAGAAGUUUGCACUGAUUUCUCACGACUCCCUCCUCCCGCUUUUUCUUUACCCCCCGAAAAAGUGGCAUGCUCUGCUCCGUGUUCUAUAAAUAGAUAUAUAUCUAUAUCUAUAUAGAAGUAUAAAUAUAUAUAUAUGGAUAUGUACAUUUUGAACAGGCUGGUGUGCGAAGUGAUAUAUCUUAUUUAUUCUAUGUCGUCCGAAAACAAAAAAAGGGGGUAAAACAACCCCGAGUCACUGAUACGCUUUAGUUCGAAGGACAACAGAAAGACACUGCAGCAAAGGCAAAAAAAGAAAGAAAGACACACAAAAAGAUCUCUUUUCCCCCUCCCCUCUCCUUUUUUCAUGCUCUUUUUUUGGGGAUUUCAGUAAAGGCUUAGGUGGCAGCGAAAAAAAUUAUGAAUAAUUAUAUAUAUAUAGAUUUUUUUGAAGGCUGAAAAUGGCAAAACGAUGUGAAAAAAAUAAAUAAACUUUUAUCUUUUUGUAAACAAA
Anolis sagrei ordinatus is the source of this 1893-nucleotide messenger RNA. RefSeq names its product BarH like homeobox 2 (gene BARHL2). Gene Ontology annotation, cellular component: nucleus. Gene Ontology annotation, biological process: regulation of transcription by RNA polymerase II. Gene Ontology annotation, molecular function: RNA polymerase II transcription regulatory region sequence-specific DNA binding; DNA-binding transcription factor activity, RNA polymerase II-specific. The record is from RefSeq and is a predicted model, not a curated record. Lineage: Eukaryota; Metazoa; Chordata; Lepidosauria; Squamata; Anolidae.